This is a messenger RNA of Histoplasma mississippiense, 855 nucleotides long. RefSeq lists its product with no specific name. Bases 1 to 855 code for a protein of 284 amino acids. The transcript is spliced from 3 exons. Lineage: Eukaryota; Fungi; Ascomycota; Eurotiomycetes; Onygenales; Ajellomycetaceae. The record is from RefSeq and is a predicted model, not a curated record.
AUGGCGCCUACAAUUCAAAACUUAGCCCAAAACAAACCAAUAGCACCCAAACCAAGGGCACCUGACGUCCAGAGCGAUAGCCCCCAAGCACGCCAAAUUUCGGACAAAAAAAGGCCAAAAUGGUCCCCAGAAGAAGAUGUUCUGAUCAUCGAGCUUCGGCAGCGCGGAAUGGCGUGGGGAGAUAUCAGCAAGGAACUCCCCGGGCGAAGUGCACUCAGCUGUCGCCUGCACUACCAGAAUUACCUUGAGAGACGGAAGCAAGCAGAUUCAAGUCGGAAAUGUGGGCGAAAAUUGCAGAGGAGAUGUCCAUCCCCUGGAGGGCCGUUGAAGCUAUGCACUGGCAACUGGGAGAACAAGAAAUGGCGAGACGAUCUAGGACAGUUCCGUUCUCAUUCUCUCAACCCGCAUCAAAACGCUCACGUUCCGUUCAGCUCCCUCCCUUUGCGGAACUCGACGCCGUAUCCCAAGGGAACCGCAGCCACGCAGCUACUCUCUCAACGAUGGGUCAUCCUUCGGCGUGGGAUUGGACGUGGAUGGCGUGAUUAUCGCCGCCGUGGCUUCAUACCAAUAAUAGCCGUACAAUUGGGGUUCGAUACCGCAGCGUUCGAUUCAAAUUUUGUAAACAUCGCUAGCCAUACAUCAAUGGGAAACGUGGAGGGCAGGGGCUGUUUCUCCGAGCCUGCUCAAUUCGCCCUCAUCCAUCCGAUCCCUGAAACUGUCUCUAGCAGCCUACGAGUCCGUAAAAUGGUGCGGUCUUUCACGGUCACUCCUCGUCUGUCUGGAAAGGGGACUAUUAGCGUAGACGGGGGACUGAAGGUAUAUAGAGCCAGCCCCACUUUGCUGAGGUCGGUGUAG